AGCCAUGACAAAAUUUGGGUUAUAGUCGACCGGUUAACAAAGACCGCUCGCUUUAUCCCGAUGAACGAGACUUGGAGCAUGGAGAAGUUAGCCUGAGCCUACAUCAAGCACGUGGUUAAGUACCAUGGAGUUCCUCAAGACAUUGUUUCUGACCGAGAUUCCAGAUUCCUAUCUCAAUUCUGGAAGGAGUUGCAAGCUGCUAUGGGGACGAAGCUGAAGCUGAGUACUGCAUUUCACCCAAUGACUGAUGGACAAACGGAGCGAACCAUCCAAACACUCGAGGACAUGCUGAGAGCAUGUAUGUUAGACCUACAAGGAUCUUGGGACGAACACUUAGACUUAAUAGAGUUUUCAUACAACAAUAGCUACCACGCCAGUAUCAAAAUGGCCCCGUACGAAGCUCUAUAUGGUCAAAAGUGUAGAAGCCCACUAUGCUGGAGUGACAUGGAAGAUCAAGUGGUGUUAGGGCCGGAUUACCUCCAAGACACCAUAGAGAAAGUGAAGAUGAUUCAAGCAAGGAUGAAAGCUGCACAAAAUCGUCAGAAGUCUUAUGCAGACUUGGGAAGGAAGCCAACCGAAUUCGAAGCGGGAGAGAAAGUCCUACUCAGAGUCUCCCCGACCAAGGGAGUAAUGAGAUUUGGAAAGAAGGGAAAGCUAAGCCCGAGGUUAAUUGGCCCAUAUGACAUCCUCGAGCGAGUGGGAAGAGUGGCAUAUCGUCUAGCUCUACCCACCGAGUUGGCUAAGGUACACAAUGUCUUUCAUAUCUCCCAAUUGAAGAAGUAUGUCCGCGACGAAUCCCAUAUUCUUAGCCCCGAGGUGGUCGAGUUGGAUGAAUCGUUGACUUACGAGGAGAGGCCGAUCCAGAUUUUGGAUACUAAGACUCGUGAGACUAGAAGAAAAGCAGUUAAGAUGGUGAAGGUGUUGUGGUCUAACCAUUUGGCCGAAAAUGCCACAUGGGAGACUGAGGAGGAUAUGCGCAAACGUUAUCCAGAAUUAUUCGACUAAGGUAAAAUAUUAGUUACGAGGACGUAACCUCUCUUUAAGGGGGGUAGAAUGUAAUACUUAAGAAUUUGAUUAUUUAGAUUUAGUUAAUGUUUCGGGUCGAAACAUCUUUUAAGGAGGGUAGAAUGUGACACUUCAAAAAUUGAAAUAAAAAUAAAAAUAAUUUUUAUUAGUCAGAUAAAAUAUUACGAAAAUAACAUUUUAAUUAUUAAGUGAGUCAAACAAAAUUUCAACAGUGUAACAUUCUAACCGGAUAAAAUUUUCAAAUUUACGACGUUUUAAUCAGAUAAAAAUGAUCCGAUAAUAAAAGUAGCAUUUUCGUAUAAAAUUAUUUUAUAAAACUAUUUUAAGUUGUUUAGUGUACAAAGUACAAACUGAAUAAUUAAAUACUCCUAAUACGUAAAAUAUAUGUAUACACUUGCGUAAUAAUAAUAGUAUAACCUACGUUAUACUUAGUAAUACAUACAUAUAUAAACUGAACUACCUACGUAUACAUAUAACCUACGUUAUACUUAGUAAUACAUACAUAUAUAAACUAAACUAAACUACAUACAUAUACUCCUAAACAAACUAAACCUACGUAAACAAAAAGGAAAAGAAAAAUACUAAACCUACGUAAACAAAAAGGAAAAGAAAAUACAAAACCUACGUAAACAAAAAGGAAAAGAAAAUACUAAACUUAGGAAACAUAUCCCAGUUGACUACCGAAACCUGCAAAAACAUAUCCCAAAACUCCUACGGGAGAUAAACUACCGACGGGGUACGGAAGAAGCCAAAGGGGUUCGUCACAAACUCUAACAUCUCAGCCUAAAACCCUCAUCUUUCCCUAUAAAUAGUAGGCCAGAACCUGCGUUUCCUUCAUCCCGAAAACCUGCAACAUAUAUACACAUAUACGUAUAUAUAUAUAUAUAAAAAUUGCGACCCAUCGUUUUAGCCAGAACCAAGCCGUGAAAAUACUUCUCAAACCUUCCCCUUCGCGAGACGAAUCCAACGGAGAAAGAAUCGUGGAAAACGGACGUCGGAGUAGGGAGAACAAGCUCGCCGGAGUAUUCGCCGGACUGAUUUUGCGACGGGAAACGGAGCAAGAAAAGAGAGCUGCCACCGCCGCCGACGGACCAUCUCAGACCUCCGCCGUCCCGAGGGAGUGCUCUGUCACCACAGUUCACCCGUCCGACGAGGUGAUUAUCUAGAGACCGGAUUAGAGGAGGAUAACUAGGAGCAUCAGGACUUAAGGUGAUGAGUUGGAUGCCUAUGUCGAUUGAUGGAUUGCUCGAGCUUGAGUGCGAAUUAGAAGAUGCCUUAGUUAAAUCUAGUCUGAAAUACACAUUUACUUAUUAUUAGUUUUUAUUGUUUUACUUUGAGUUGCCUGUGCAUUCGGUUAAGAGAUGACCGAAUGUGGCGGUAACACUCAUUUCCCUUUUAGACUUCCGCU
Molecule: messenger RNA, 2434 nt
Organism: Cuscuta europaea
Lineage: Eukaryota; Viridiplantae; Streptophyta; Magnoliopsida; Solanales; Convolvulaceae
Source: the annotation of a GenBank genome assembly